This is a messenger RNA of Entrophospora candida, 399 nucleotides long. Lineage: Eukaryota; Fungi; Glomeromycota; Glomeromycetes; Entrophosporales; Entrophosporaceae. The record is from the annotation of a GenBank genome assembly.
AUGCAUCUCUCUAUACCUCCUCCUUUAUCAAAUACUUGCUUUUUAUGUUCUAUUUGUGGAAAAAAAUUUAAAAGCUUAUAUCUUGAUAGAUUGCCAACUAAUAUUAUUGCAGAAUUUAAAGAGAUCUUGACUAUGGAAAUACACAAAAAAUUGGUUUUAAAUUUUAGAACAAAAGGAAAGUAUAAGUGUAUUUUUCAGGGUGAAAAAGCAUAUGAGAUUAUAAAUCCUGUUCCAUGGAAUCCUUCUACCUCACAUAACCAAUCAGAAGAAGAAGUACAUCCUCUUGAACAAUUAAUUUAUCAACAAUCUUUAAUUAAAAAACAAGCUAGGCAGCCACAAUUUUUACAUGGUGAAAUUUUAAUAGAAUGGAAAAAACAUAUAUCAAAUGAAAAGGUUUAA